AUGAACUAUAGUAAAAUUUUGUGCUCAGGACUUAAGCCUCAUCCUAAUAAUAACGAUUUCAACAUCAAAAAGCACAAAAAUAAGGCUAGCAAAGAAGAACAACGGGUAAAGCAUAUUUAUAAAACGUCAAUAGAGGUAAGGGAUUAUAAAAAGAUAGUGGUGUCUAUCUGUUUAACGACAAAUGAGCGUGAACGGUACGAGUGUAGUAUUCCAGAUAAGGAAGAGAUCGAGAAAGAGUAUGGGAGCGAAGCAAGAAGAUCUAAAGAAGCUAUUAGAUCCAUGAAUGAUUAUUUUAUAUUUCGUACUUAUUUUAGUAAAGUAAUUCCCCAGUUCAAUAGAAAUGAAAAAUCUCAUAUCACCAGCGAUAUUUGGGCAUCUGCUGAUUCAACUGUUAAAGAUGAAUUCCGAAGUCUUGAAUCUCACUUAAAAAAAGACUUCAAUCAUAAAAAAUUUGUUCACUUUUCUCCUUUUUCUUCUUCAUUGUCGCCAGUAAAUAAAAAUGUUAGACCAAAAUCAAAAACAAAAACAAAAACACAAAAACCUCCACAAGAGCAACCAAAUACUUCCCCUGAUUUUCCAAUUCCUCGGAUUUCUCUUACUUCCCCUAAUAAAGCCACUCACACUGAUAUUUCCAUCCCAUUACCAGAGCAAUCAAAUCCUCAACCAUCGCCACCAUUAAUUGAAAUACAAUACGAAGAUGUGCCAUUUAGUGAAUAUUAUGCUCAAGAAUAUACUCAGGUGCCGGACGAUACUGCAAUUCCAAUACCUAAUUCUGGUUAUCAUACUAGCACUACUGCUCAUAAUAGUUACAGCAGUGGAUAUAGUUCAUCAAUAAACUGUAAUAACGGUUCUUCUAGUUCAUCCUUUACUAGCAGCCCCAGCUUGGCCGGAUCGUUUAAUAGCCCAGGAACCAAACUGUUGCAGAACAACUUCUUAUUAAGCAACAGCCCAAUGAUUUAUUGUGACACAUCACCCUCAGUGACGACACUAUCAUCAAUGUCUUCGCCGGCGAUAGCUCAUAGCCCUUACAGCCCAUUAGUAGCUGCUAAUCCGGAUUCGAAUGAUUACCCACUAUUUGAAACCAACUUUGAAACCAACUUUGAAACCAACUUUGAAUCUUUGUCUAUCAACGAACACGAUAGCAGAUUCAACAACGACUUAAACAACAACGACGAAUUCAACAACGUCGAAUUUAAUAACGACGAAUUUGACAACAACCAACUCAACGAUUUUCUUGCAAAUUUGUCUAACGGAUCUAAUCAUGAUUUCGAAAAUCUUCUCGAUAAUAACAAUACAUCUGGGAACUUAAAUUGGAUGUUUAGAAAUAAUUAA
This is a messenger RNA of Entrophospora candida, 1332 nucleotides long. Lineage: Eukaryota; Fungi; Glomeromycota; Glomeromycetes; Entrophosporales; Entrophosporaceae. The record is from the annotation of a GenBank genome assembly.